Messenger RNA from Closterium sp. Naga37s-1, 2301 nucleotides. Lineage: Eukaryota; Viridiplantae; Streptophyta; Zygnematophyceae; Desmidiales; Closteriaceae. The record is from the annotation of a GenBank genome assembly.
AUGGCACUCAGAACGUUGUGCUUGGCGCCCAUUUCUCCCGCAAUCGCCCCCCUUGCACGUUCGACUCUUCCGCUCAUCGAUCGCAUCCCUAGUGUCCCCCAUUUCAGCCCCGGCGGCCUGCGCGUUGCCUGCCAUUCGGUCGACGAAACCAGCCAGAGCGACGAUUGCGGAGAGGGCAGGGCGCGAGCUGCCGCGCAUCUAGAUGGCUCGCAGACGUUUUCCGCGCGCAGCACGCCCGCGAUUUCCCCCCGUGAAGGUACCCGCGGAUUGAUGGGGGAUUACCUUUCCGCCUCCCGCUCCGCCGAAAGCGCGCGGGAGGGAAGCGUUCCCGCAAACGGCGACGCAACAGGCGGCGACACGAUCGCGGCUGUCGUCACUGCCGUGUCGUCCACGUCAGGCGGCGUCGCGAUCGUGCGGCUCUCCGGCCCGGCUGCUGUGAGCAUCGUGCGGCGCAUGUUCCGCCCCGCGCGGAAAGCAAACAGAGCGCGGAAGCAGGGGGGAAUGGCCAGGGGAAGCGGAGACCUUGACGGAUGGGCGGGGAGCGCGGGGAACGGAGCGUGGGGAACAGAUACUGGGGAUUUCCGGGGAGAGGCGAAUGAGAGGAACGAGGGGAGCAGCCAGGAAGGGGAGGGGAGAGGCGGAGAGGCGAUGGGGGGAAGGGGGGGGAGCGGGGAGGGCGGAGCGGCGGGGGAGUGGCGCGCGGAGAGCCACCGAGUGAGCUACGGGCACAUUGUGGACGAACGGGGGGCGACCAUUGAUGAGGUGCUCGUGCUGCCCAUGCUCGCCCCGCGCUCGUACACGAGUGAGGACGUGGUGGAGGUGCACUGCCACGGUGGCAGGGUGUGCGCCCACUCCUGCCUCGCCACUGCCGUCCACCUUGGCGCCAGGCUGGCAGGAGCAGGCGAGUUCACGCUACGAGCAUUCCUGAACGGGCGCGUGGAUCUGGCGCAGGCGGAGGCGGUGGCGGCGCUCAUCCGCGCCGACACUGCUGCUGCUGCGCGCUCCGCCCUCGCUGCUGUUGAGGUCCGUCCAACGGAGGAGAGGUGUUGGGGGGGAAGGCGGGAGGAGGCGUGUGGAGAGGCAGGUGUGUUAGGGGUGGGCGGCUUAUCUCGUCACAUCCGGGGCGUGCGGGCGGCGUGCAUGGAGGUGCUGGUGGACAUCGAGGCACGCAUUGACUUUGAGGAGGAUCUCCCACCGUUGGAUGCCAAGGACGUCAGCCGUCGAAUCGACGCCAUCUGGCAGCAGAUCAACGAGGCCCUUGCGACUGCCAAUCGCGGGCGACUGCUGGAGUAUGGCAUCCAGCACCUCAAGCGCUCUCCUUCUACAGCUGCCUCCCCUCCCCCUCUCCCUCUGCCCCUCCACGGCAUCCCUCGGCAGGUAGCAAUUGUGGGUCGUCCCAAUGUGGGCAAGUCAAAGCUUACUGAACGCGCGAUGCAGUCAAAGAGGGCGAUAGUAACGGACACGCCCGGCACCACGAGGGACGUGGUGGAGGCGCAGCUGCACCUGCCGCUGUAUUGGUUUCAAGCAUUCUCACUCUUCAGCUUCCUCCCCUGCCCUCGCCCCUCCAUCCUGCACGGCGUCCCUCAACAGGUGGCAAUCGUGGGGCGGCCUAACGUGGGCAAGUCAAGCCUGCUGAACGCGUGGACGCAGUCAGAGCGGGCCAUCGUGACGGACAUCCCCGGCACCACGAGGGACGUGGUGGAGGCGCAGCUGCACCUGCCACUGUCGGCGGGGGGCUUCCCUGUGCGCCUGGCUGACACGGCUGGCAUCCGCCACACCACCGACGCCGUCGAGGCCAUUGGUGCGUGGCGCGUCUGCGUGACCCGUGUGUUGCUCUGCCGUGCUCUGCCGGGUGUGCAGUGGUCGGAGGCGGCAGCAGCGGCAGCAGACGUGGUGCUGCUGGUGGUGAGUGCAGCGGAGGGGUGGACAGCAGAGGACUCCGCCAUCUUCCACCGCAUCUCCGCUGUGCAGCGCGCCGUGUGGCGGCGAGUGGCCACCAUCGCCACCCUGCACACCGGGCUGGACGAGCUUGAAGCCGCCGUGGCGGCAGCGGUGGGCGGGGGGCUGGUGGCAGAGGAGGGGCAGCAGUGGGCGGUGAACCAGCGGCAGCAGCAGCAGCUGGUGCGUGCAGCUGAAGCCGUGGGGCGGGUGAGGGAGAGCAUUGGAGCCGGGCUGGCGCUGGACUUCUGGUCCAUUGAUCUGCGCAGCUGCAUCCUGGCGCUGGGGCAGGUGAGCGGCGACGAGGAUGUCACGGAGGAGGUGCUUUCGAAUAUCUUCAGCAAGUUCUGCAUUGGCAAAUAG